AUGGUAUUAUUUACUGUAAAUGCACGCGGGACAGUCAAAGAUCUGAAACGUGAAAAAUUAAUAACAACAAUUGUGUCGCUUUCCCUUCUUUUGGCAAAAGUGCUGGGAAAGAUAAUAAAUGAUGAAAGUGAUGAAACUGACAAACAUAGCGAAUUAAUCGGGCCAAAGUAUUAUAAUUAUAGUAAGGUGUUUUGGGAUACGCCUGAAUUGUCCGAGUUCAAAAUUAUUCAUAAUGCUGAUGGCUUAAAUUUCAAUGAAGGUCAGCUUAACAGCUUCGAGAGACAUCCGUGCCGAAGGAUUUGCCAAUCGGGUCAAUCAAUGUCUUGUUAUUACCGCUUGAUCGUGCAUAAUUAUCAAAGGCUGGGAGCUGAGUGUCAAAAGUGCUUGAACGAUCCGAAUGCUUGCUUAGCAGAGCAUUGCGUUUUUGGAGAUGGUAUACCGAAUGGCGUGAUGGCUGUUAAUCGUCAGACCCCUGGGCCAGCUAUAGAAGUCUGUGAAGGUGAUUUCAUUACAAUCGAUGUUGUGAACUAUCUAACCGAAGAAUUCGCUAUGCAUUGGCAUGGUUUCCGUAUGUCUCAGACACCAGAAAUGGACGGCGCAUCCUACAUUACCCAAUACCCCAUAGAAGCGGGGGAAGCGUAUCGCUACGCUUUUAUGGCAGACCGUGGUGGCACGUUGCUGUACCAUAGUCAUUCCGGUUGGCAAACGGCCUUAGGUCUCGGCGGCGCUUUCGUUGUACGUCAAACAAAGCAGGCCAAUAAACAGAGCCAUCUCUAUGAUUAUGAUCUUAUUGAACACACUUUGUUCAUUCAAGAAGCGAUAUAUAAUUACGAUUACGACAGACCAAGGAAUAUUCUAAUUAAUGGUAAAGGUCGUAAUCAUGGCAACACUUUACCAGAUAACGACUUAAGUCAUCGUUACGAGCGCUUAAGGAUUUCAUCGGGGAAACGUUAUCGUUUGCGUGUCAUUAGCGGCGGUGUGUUCGAUUGUCCUAUAGAAUUUUCGAUAGAGAAUCAUAAAAUGCUUAUGAUUAGCGCCGAUGGCAAUGACAUUGAACCCGUUUACGCCGAUAAAUUCUUUUUGCUUCCGGGCGAGAGAUUUGAUUUUAUUUUAGAUGCGAAUCAAUAUUCUGGAAAUUAUUGGAUACGUGUACGCGGCUACAAUGAGUGCGAAAGAGAAAAUCUAUAUCAAGGCGCAGUGCUACAUUACCGCGGUUCGAAGAAACAUCAACUUCCUCCACGACAGCUAAUUGAGUCUGAUCCUCUCAGUAAAGAGGAGAGAGGAGUGAAGAGUGCUGUUCAUGUUAACAGGCCGCCGAUAUUGACUUCAUUCGCGAACAAAGAAGAAGAUUUCCAUAUGAAAGUCACGAAUAUUGCUACCCUGGGCUUACGUUCCUUAACGCCUUUAAGCUGGCCACCUUAUACAAAGUUUCUUACAUAUUAUUCCAGUUUCGGCGAGCGCCGGGAAAGCAAUGGUGAGCUCUUUUCCCAACUAGAUGAUAUUACAUUUGAGUGGCCGAGAGUUUCACUUUUGCAAGCCCAUCAAUUGUAUUACGAAGACUCGGUUUAUUGCAAUCGUUCGGCAUUUAUGGCUGCGGGUCACAAUUGUCGAAUCAACAAUUGCGUUUGCACUAACGUUAUACGAGUGCCCGCUUAUAAGCCCAUCGAAUUGGUUAUAGCGAAUUAUCAAAAAAGCACUGAAUCUUUGCAUACUCACGGCGUUAUCUACCGCUUGGUCGGCCAAGAUGUUAUCGGCAAUGUGGGUGAUUUGAGAAGAAUACAAGAUCUAGAUCGGAGCGGACGUUUGCAACGAUUAUCUGAUGAUUAUCCCGCUAUUGAAAAGGAUACAAUACAAGUGCCCGGUCUUGGCUAUAUUAUCGUUCGCUUUAUAAGUGAUGGUCCAGGAUUUUGGUUACAUAGUUCACAAAUCGACCGGCACGUACAGCGAGGCAUGGCAGCCAUAUUAAAAGUGGGCGAAACGUCGCAAAUGAAAAAAUUGCCACCAAAGCUAAAGUGCUGAGAUGGGGCUCGGAAUAGACCUAUUUUCGCCUAUUUUGUUCGCAUAUUUUCGAUUCGGAUCAAUCGGAUCACUA
Molecule: messenger RNA, 2092 nt
Organism: Glossina fuscipes
Lineage: Eukaryota; Metazoa; Arthropoda; Insecta; Diptera; Glossinidae
Gene: Mco3
Product: laccase-14
Exons: 2
Coding region: 1-2019 (672 amino acids)
Biological process (GO): iron ion transport
Cellular component (GO): plasma membrane
Molecular function (GO): oxidoreductase activity; copper ion binding
Source: RefSeq, a predicted model, not a curated record